Messenger RNA from Mollisia scopiformis, 1320 nucleotides. RefSeq lists its product as uncharacterized. The record is from RefSeq and is a predicted model, not a curated record. The transcript has a single exon. Bases 227 to 1141 code for a protein of 304 amino acids. NCBI's taxonomy places the organism in Eukaryota, Fungi, Ascomycota, Leotiomycetes, Helotiales, Mollisiaceae. Gene Ontology annotation, molecular function: protein binding.
AGCGUGAUUUCCAAAGCGAGUUUUAUACUAGACGUUGAGAUUCACAUCAAAAAUGGAGAUAUUUCGCGCGAUUCGAUUUGCACUGCUUUGAUCCGCGUUCCAAGUGGAAAGUGAAGCUGUCGUUGAUUUCGUGGCCUUUCCUUGUUGGGGAAGGUGGAAGCUCUAGGCAGCACGUCAAAUCAGCACUACAAAUAUAUUUUGAGGACAUCCGUCUUUCAUACCAAGAAUGAAUUAUCCUGGCCCAACAAAGUCGGGGAUUUCGGGCAUCCUCACGCCAUCCUUGAUCGGAUACGCCAACGACAUUACCUUCCCAUGGCCACUCGACAGUAAACUUGAUGGAUCUGAUGUGGGGGAUGUAUUCUUUCGUACAGAUUCCGCUCCUCUUUGGACUACUCCGCCCGUCAAAGAUGCCCUGAUCUCGCUGUCCAAGAUCGGCCUAUCAAACAUCCACUCCAAAGAUAUCAUUUCCGUCCUCGGUUCUCCAAAGCAACCAACUUUCCUCCAUAAUGCAGUCGGUGUCAUCCUUAUUCUAGAUCAGGGUCCACGCAAUCUUUUCAAAGGCAUCCACGCUCGCUAUAUUUACGAUUAUUUCGGAAUCCUUGCCCGAAAUCUCACUUCAUACCUCGUCUCCCUUCCGCCAUUUCAUAAUCCUUUCAACCUCCAAACAUGGCUGAAUGCUGGGAUCGAACUCUCUCAUGCUCUCCUCAGAAUAUCAAUGCUUAUGGCUCCAUUAUGUCAUUCUGAUGACCGAAAGGAUCAUAUGCUUCAUCUCAAACUUACUGAGAAUGUCCGAAGCUUUUACGAAGAAGCUACGAGAACCAAAGAUCCAUACCGAGGGAGUUUCUCCAAAGAUCUAAAAGAUAUCUACCUCUUUGCCAAUAUCCUCAAUCAAGGUCCACCUCAGGGGACAGUAAGCAUUGAGCAAUUCGUUUAUUGGAUCAUGAGGUAUUUCACAUCCCAUGUGGUGUAUGUAGAUUGGUUUGCAAGAUCACCUUUCAGGAAUUGUGCUGUAGGUAGAGAUGAUAAAGAAGGGGAGAAAGAAUGGUUGAGAUAUUGUGGUGUGAAAAAUGACGAGAUGGUUAGGGAGAAGGUUAAAGAGGACAUGGGGAGAGGCGUUUGGACGCCUUUGGAGAUUGAAUGAAUUGGAUUUCCUUUGUUAUCUCUGGCAAACAUGGACUGAAGUGUUGAGAAUGUAUAAGAUGCCUUGCUCGACCAUGUCAGUCAAAUAAUUGGCUCAAUCCAUCAAAAUGUCCAGCUCUCAGCAGCUCUCAACUGUGUGGGACUCACACAUACCCAGACCAGAUGCUGAUUUGGAGACUC